AUGCGUCUCCUUUGUCUAACUUACGCCCUAUUUGCCGCUUGCAUAUUGGAAGUAGAAGCUUCAAAUUGCUCUCCGUUUCCUUCCUCGGUGAUCGAAUUCUCUUCCGGGUUCAAACAGCCAGAUCCACCCUUGAUCAAAGCGGAAUAUGGGACAAGCUUUAUCCAACACAAAUGGAAUCAGAAUAUGUCGCACAUUACGACUGGCUUCAUCGAAAAUUCUCCAUCGCAGCUUAUUGUCCGUGUUGAUGAAGCUUUCAAUGGCACCUUGGCAUCGUCCGUCUUUAACUACGCCAAUUCUACGAAAGAAGGUCUCGUGGACAACACGCUUACCAGUUACGAUAAGCUCGGAAAGUCAACCGUGUGGAGGGAAUUCGUGAACUCGAAUUUUCCUCUAUUUCCUGAAAGUCUUCUCAUCGAAAAUGACGCUGUUUUUGGCGGGCUGGUUGAUCGGCAACUCAAUGAUGGACCCGUGGCAACGUGGAACAUUAUGUACCAGGGGGCAAUCCCUGUCACAGUCUAUGUGAACAGCUGCAACAUCAUGGUUGGGUACGACUAUUUUUCUCCAGGACUCCGUACUAGGGUCAUUACAGAAUACUUCAACAUUCAGGUCUAG
Penicillium manginii is the source of this 612-nucleotide messenger RNA. RefSeq lists its product as uncharacterized. The record is from RefSeq and is a predicted model, not a curated record. Lineage: Eukaryota; Fungi; Ascomycota; Eurotiomycetes; Eurotiales; Aspergillaceae. The transcript is spliced from 3 exons. The coding region runs from base 1 to 612 and encodes 203 amino acids.